Messenger RNA from Drosophila hydei, 955 nucleotides. RefSeq lists its product as uncharacterized. The record is from RefSeq and is a predicted model, not a curated record. The transcript has 2 exons. The coding region runs from base 89 to 778 and encodes 229 amino acids. Lineage: Eukaryota; Metazoa; Arthropoda; Insecta; Diptera; Drosophilidae.
GUAGAUUAUCUUGUGUAACAUAAACAAAAGGUGUGCAAAUAAAACGCCGCACCGCAGUGCAAUCGCAUUUUGAAAACGCAAAUAAAAUAUGGCCUGGGCUCCAUCAACAAACUUCGAGGAUGAUUUGGUCGAUUUACAGCCUGAUUUCAAUUUAAUACAUGGACAGCUAGCGUAUGAAGCCAAGCAAAAGCAAGACUUUACUCCGCGUCCAAAGUCAACUUACGAGUAUUUGGCUAAACGGGAAGAGCGGAAUGCGGAGAUUGAGAAAGAUCGAAGCACAAAGUCAAAGGAAAUAGGCGCCAGUCUGGCCAUGAUGGAGCGUAUUCAAAUGAUAGCUGGCACUAAGCCGUUAGGUGAGCACGCGACAAUGUCAGAUUGGGAUGACAAAAGCACCGUGGAGAAGGAGGCGAUUGCUAUGAUGCGACAUUUUGGCAUGAUGUCAAUGACUGAUGGCUCAUUAGCUCCGUCACGAACUGAAUCGUUGCCACACGGCAGCAUUCAUGUUAUGCGAAAUGGUCGACGAAGUAUGCCAUUGAUCUUGGAUCCAAAGUAUUUUGAACCGGGUAAAAAGCGCCAAACGAAUAAAGCGAAUAUAUCCAAAAAUCUAAAGAACAAGCAAUCUGAAAAUAUUGGCAGCGUCUAUAAUACUGGCAAUUCGCAUUUGAAUGAUACGGAAAGCAGCCGCGAUGACAAUGAUUGUAUCGAAAUACCCUAUAAAUUGCUUGUAGAAACAACAGAAACGGGAAAAGGCGAAGGGAAGCACAGAGUCGUCCAAUAGUAAUAGAAUACUCUAACCCAAAUCUGAUAAAAUGUCAUGAAAUGAAAUGUCAUGAAAUAAAAUGAAAUGAGAAAAAUGUGAUCCAUAUAAUUAGUACAAAAUGACACAAAGCGUGCCUGGAAUAUUUCUUAAAAAAUAUGUAUUUUGUUCUAUUAAAAAAUAAAACAAAACUAAGGA